Dichotomopilus funicola is the source of this 2604-nucleotide messenger RNA. Its product is annotated as type I 3-dehydroquinase-domain-containing protein. Lineage: Eukaryota; Fungi; Ascomycota; Sordariomycetes; Sordariales; Chaetomiaceae. The transcript is spliced from 2 exons. The record is from RefSeq and is a predicted model, not a curated record. Bases 1 to 2604 code for a protein of 867 amino acids. Gene Ontology annotation, molecular function: 3-dehydroquinate dehydratase activity; shikimate 3-dehydrogenase (NADP+) activity; 3-phosphoshikimate 1-carboxyvinyltransferase activity. Gene Ontology annotation, biological process: chorismate biosynthetic process.
AUGGCUCCCAAAAACGAACGGGUGUUCGAGCCCAAUGCCUCUAUCGUGCUCGUCGGCUGCCGGGGCGCGGGCAAGCGCACCCUCGGCUUCAUGGGCGCUCUCCACCUCCGGCGCCGACUCGUGACAGAGGACCACUAUUUCGAGAAAGUCACAGGCUUCUCGCGGGGCCAGUACCUCGCGCGGCACGGGCGGGAGCAGUUCGCGCGGCAGAACAUCGAGGUGUUCAAGCGCAUGCUAAGCGCCAACCGGCUCGGGUGCGUCAUCGAGUGCGGCAUGAGCAGUUUGAGCGACGAGGCUCAGGACGCCCUGCGCCAGCUCACGGCCACCAACCCUGUUGUGUACAUCCACCGCGAGAAAGAGCAGAUCAUCCGUCUUCUGGACGCCGCAGAUGCCCAGCCGCUGCUGGAGGCCGAUGCGAAGCACAGGAGCUGUUCGAAUUUUGAGUAUUACAACCUCUACGAUUCAGGGACCUCUAUCUCCCGGCUCGGGGGCGGUGGCACAACCGGGUCAGACGCCGUCGGCUUAGCGGCAUGCCGGUCAGGGCCGUCGAAACUGUUGGGCGCGCAGGAGGACUUUACGAGGUUCCUCGACGCGAUCAUCGGGCGCGGGGCCACUAAGGCGUGGCUGCAAAGCCCCUUUUCCGUCGCGGCCAUCCCGCCCGAGUUCCGCUCUGUGUCAUUUGCGCUGCGCCUGCGGUUGUCCUACCUAAUGGACAUGGACCUUGAAUGGGAGGACUUUGAGGCCAGGGCCGACUGCAUCGAGCUGAUUAUCGACCACUGGCCCCAGGACAUGCUGGAGGUCAUCUCGCGGCAGGUGGCGCUGAUCAGGCGAAAGCUGCGGGUUCCGAUCAUCUACCAUGUGGAAGAGAACCCGCGCGGAGAACGGCGGCGGUCGCUCGAGGAACGGAACGCCAUGGACGCCGAGCUGUUGGAGUUGGGCCUGCGUCUUGGCGUCGAGUAUGUCAGCGUCGACCUCCAGCGCGACCCAGCCUUGACAAACUUGGUCCUGCAGCACAAGGGCCGAUCGAAGGUGAUUGGAAACUACUGGUACAUGGGCCUGGGGGCGCUGCCCUGGCAGGACGAGCAGCAGAUCGACAACUACCGCAGCGCGCAGGGUCUCGGCUGCGAAGUCGUCCGGAUGGGCCGCUUCUGUUCCAACGACAGCCCGGUCGAGUACCUAGAAAGCUACCGGAAGAGCCUCCAGGCUGCCGUACCAGGACCUAAACCACCUCUCGUAGCCUUCGACUUCUCCGUCCUCGGCAUCCGCACCCCUAUCCAGCCGCGGGUGCUCGCCCCCGUCAAGCACCCGGACAUGGAAAACGACCGCGACCACCUCGCAACCGUCUCCAACGCCGCCCACAGCCUCGAACUCCUCUUCCGCCAGUUCCUCCUCGACCCACUACAAUACUACGUCCUCGGCUCGCACGUCUCCUACUCCCUCUCCCCGGCCAUGCACGCCGCCGCCUACGACUUCACCGGCAUGCCGCACACCUUCCAAGCCGUCGCCUGCUCCACCCUCGAGUCUAUCAACCAGAUCUGCUCCUCGGACACCUUCGGUGGCGCCUGUCUCACGGCCCCCUUCAAGGUCGCCAUCAUCCCCCACCUGAAACUCAAAUCCCACCACGCCUCUGCCAUCGGCGCCGUCAACGUCCUCUUGCCCUUACGCGGCAGCACACCCGCGAUCCUCGAACACGCCAACGCCCGCAAUCGCGCCGGGCCAGCCCACGAGUUCUACGGCGACAACACCGACUGGAGUGCGAUACUCACCUGCCUGCGCCGCGCUAUCAGCCCGCGGAAUUACGUCCAGCCCUCGCGGACGACAGCGCUGGUCGUUGGAGCCGGUGGCAUGGCGCGUGCGGCUAUCUACGCGCUGUACCAGCUCGGAUGCCGGAAUGUUUUUAUCUACAACCGGACUGUGGAGCGCGCAAGGGAGGUGGCGGGGCAUUUUAACGCGUGGGCUGCCCAGGGUCAGAGUCAAUCUGGGGGACCACAGACUGAACCGGCCAAGGAGGUGUGCAGGGUGGUUUUGUCGCUGGCGGAUCCGUGGCCGAAGGGGUUUCAGUUGCCGACUGUGGUGGUGUCGUGUGUGCCGGCGACGAGGGGGGCGGAUGGGAGUCCGCCCGCGGAUUUUGUAAUGCCGUCGGGGUGGUUGGGGAGUCCCACUGGGGGGGUUGUUGUUGAGCUUGCCUACGAACCCCUCAUCACCCCCCUCGUAGCCCAAAUGCGCCAGCGAACAACAACAUCAUCAUCCCCACUACCAUCAUUACCACCAACAACCACAACCGCAGGCACAACAACACCCGGCCCCCACAACGAGAGUACAACCCCCAACAGCACAGCCGAUACCACAGCAGCAUUACCCAACCCCCCAUGGGUCGUGGUCGACGGCCUCGAAGUGGUAGCCGAAAUGGCCAUCGAGGCGUUUGAGCUGAUGACCGGGCGGAUGGCGCCGAAGAGGUUGAUGAAAGAGGUGUGUCGGAAGACGUGGGAGGGGCAGCAGCAGCAGCAGCAGCAGCAGCAACAGCAACAGCAACAGCAGCAUAAACAGGAGGGGGGAGAGGGAGGGUUUGAGGGGGGGCAGGGGCAGGGAUGGGUUUAUGUGUGA